AACAUGGUGGCCGCGUCGUCCCCAGACAGGAGCGGCGGCGGGUCCGGUGGCUCCUGAGGAGGCGGCGGGCGCGGAGAAAAGCUCCAGGCCGGGAGCGCCGCCACCCUUGGGGCGGACGAGGGGCGCCCGGUGGCGGCUGUCGGCGGGGCGAGCCGGCGGCAGGAAGUACUGACAUAACCAUGAUAGAAGACAAAGGUCCACGAGUGGCUGACUAUUUUGUAGUGGCAGGGCUCACUGAUACAGAUACUGCAACCCUCCUGGACCAAGAAAUAAGCCGACAUGAAACAAAGUCAACUGGUCCAAAGGCUCCAAUUACUGAUAUUGCUGUGAUAAUUAAAUCAGCUGGUGAAACUGUCCCAGAGGGAUAUACCUGUGUUGAAGCCACCCCUACAGCCCUUCAAGCCAACUUAAACUAUGGAAGUCUAAAGAGUCCUGAACUUUUUCUUUGCUACAAGAGAGGCCGGGACAAACCACCUCUUACUGACAUCGGAGUUCUAUAUGAGGGGAAGGAACGCAUCAUUUCAGGCUGCGAGGUGAUUCAAGCUACUCCUUAUGGUCGUUGCGCUAAUGUUAACAACAGUUCAGCUUCUUCUCAACGGAUCUUUAUCACAUAUCGAAGGGCUCCUCUAGUACGACCUCAAAAUUCAUUGGCAGUGACCGAUAUCUGUGUUAUUGUUACCAGCAAAGGAGAAACUCCUCCUCAUACAUUCUGCAAAGUAGAUAAGAAUUUAAAUUGUGGUAUGUGGGGUUCCAGUGUGUACCUUUGUUACAAGAAGUCUGUGCCAGCUUCUAACUCCUUAGCAUAUAAAGCUGGCUUAAUUUUCAGAUAUCCUCAAGAAAACUAUGAGUCAUUCCCACUAUCGGAAUCCGUACCUCUCUUCUGCCUUCCUAUGGGAGCUACUAUUGAGUGCUGGGACCCACAAACCAAAUAUCCACUACCAGUGUUCUCAACAUUUGUACUGACCUGCUCUUCUGCAGAAAAGGUUUAUGGUGCUGCUAUUCAGUUUUAUGAGCCUUAUCCCCGGGAGCUGCUAACAGAAAAACAGCAAUUGCAGCUGGGUCUCCUGACAGCUGUAGAGAGGAAAGUGGUUACUUCCAAGUCCAUCAAUUCCAACAAAUGCAUCUGCCUUCUCUCACACUGGCCUUUCUUUGAAGCAUUUCGAAAAUUUCUUAUGUUCAUCUACAAACUCUCUGUCUCUGGACCUCAUCCUCUUCCCAUUGAAAAGCACAUAUCCCAUUUUAUGCACAAUAUACCUUUCCCUUCACCACAAAGGCCAAGAAUUCUGGUGCAGCUUUCUGCCCAUGAUGCAUUAAUAUUGUCUCAGCCAGUUUCUACACCAUUGCCAUUAAGUGGAGCAAACUUUAGCACUCUGCUCAUGAAUCUUGGACCGGAAAACUGUGCCACUCUGUUGCUCUUUGUAUUACUAGAAGGCAAGAUCCUCCUCCAUUCUCUUAGACCAGCUGUGUUGACAGGAGUUGCUGAAGCUGUAGUAGCUAUGAUAUUUCCAUUUCAGUGGCAAUGUCCAUAUAUCCCUCUCUGUCCUUUGUCUCUGGCCACCGUACUCAGUGCACCUGUUCCAUUUAUUGUUGGAGUUGAUUCACGAUACUUUGAUCUGUAUGAUCCACCACAGGAUAUUGUGUGCAUUGACUUAGACACAAACAUGGUGUACAUAUCAGAUGAUAAGAAGAGCACCAACUGGAAGCAGUUUCCUAAGAAGCCUUGUAAAAGUUUGCUCAGCACCUUAAAGAAACUGCACCCACAGCUGGCAGCAGUUCACAGGAAAACUCAAGAAGGCUCUGCAGUGGAGAUGACUCCUAUUGAGGCAGAUUUUUCCUGGCAGAAGAAGAUGAUAGAACUUGAGAUGGAGAUCCAGGAAGCUUUUCUCCGUUUCAUGGCAUCUAUUUUAAAGGGUUAUAGAACAUUCCUCAAGCCAAUCACGCAAGCACCUUCAAAUAAAGCAACUGCUGCUGAUUCCUUGUUUGAUCAUCAAGGAUUUUUAAAAAGCAGAGACCGUGCCUAUACAAAGUUCUACACACAUCUCACCAAAACGCAGAUAUUCAGCCGCUUUAUUGAAGAGUGCAGUUUUGUGAGUGACAAGGAUACUGGCUUGGCAUUUUUUGAUGACUGCAUAGAAAAGCUUUUUCCAGAUAAAGGAACAGAAAAAGGAGAAAAGGUUGAUGUAGAUUCUGUUGAAGAUGCACGGUUGAUUGAGCUUGAUGAGUCACAAAAAAGUGAACACACAGUGUUCAUAAUGCCACCAGAACCUCCCGCUGAUGACGGACAGGAGCGAGUGCCAAAAUACAGCUAUAAAAACUUCCCACGACUAGAUUUCAAGCUCUUUGACAGGCCACAGGAGCUCAAGCUCUCCUUCAGCAGACACCCAGCUGGAAGCAGCAUUUCAAAUAGUCCAGCACUCAUGGCAAAGAGGACAAAACAGGAGAUAAAAACAGCUCAUAAAUUAGCCAAGAAGUAUUAUGUAAGCCCCCCACAAUGGGCUAAGUGUCUCUUCAGUCAUAGUUACAGCCUAUGGUUUAUUUGUCUGCCAGCGUACAUCAGAGUUGCACAUCCCAAGGUCAAAGCACUGCAACAGGCAUACGAUGUUCUAAUUAAAAUGAGGAAAACUGAUGUGGAACCACUAGAUGAGGUCUGCUACAGAGUUGUAAUGCAGCUCUGUGGACUGUGGGGUCAGCCUGUUCAGGCCGUGAGAGUCCUCUUUGAAAUGAAAAAUGCUGGAAUACAGCCAAAUGCCAUCACCUAUGGUUAUUACAAUAAGGCGGUAUUAGAGUCUCCUUGGCCUAGCAGUAACCGCAGUGGCAUAUUCCUGUGGACAAAGGUACGAAAUGUAGUUCGUGGCACAGCACAAUUUAGGCAGUGCUUAAAGAAAUCAACGCAGAGCCUACAAGUACCUGUGAUUUCAGCUCUGCGGAGUACCACGGGUGGAAGUGAUGGGGACAUGGUGAGCCAUGGUAGCGUGGAUAGUUCUAAUGAUGCUAACAGUGGGGAGCACACUGUCUUCGUCAGUGACUUAGUCAGGCUUGAUUCCAUUGAUAAUCACUCUAGCACAGGUGGUCAGUCAGACCAGGGCUACGGGUCAAAGGAUGAACUUUUAAGAGAUGAUGGAGAUAGUCUUCAUGCAACUGAAACACAAGUAGAGAAAGAUAUUUCUUCUAAAGCUGAAGACCUAAUAGGAGAGGUUUGUACUGAGAAAUCUGAUGAAAAGCAACAGCUGAAUAUAGAAACACAUAGUCCAACGGACCCACCUUCUUGGGGUAACAGCAUUGUGAAAGUUCCAUCUGGCAUUUUUGAUAGCAGUGGAAGGAAGAGCAGUGGUGAAGCAGGUUCCAGCCCACUGUUCAUAACUCAGGAUUCAGUUGAAGAUGUAGUCUUUGGUGAUGUUUCUCCUAAGAAAACAAGUGAAAAAGGACAGAAGAGGCAGAAACUGUUUUCAGAGAGAAGCUGCAGUUUCAGCAGUGAAAGCAGAGCAGGAAUGCUGCUGAAAAAAGGCAGCUUGGACUUGCAUUCUAAAGAAAUAGCAAUAAUGAUGGGAGCAGAUGCCAAGAUUCUAACAGCAGCUUUAUCUGGGUCCAAAACUUCACCGUGUCAUUUGAAUAAAUCCCACAGCUUUGAAAGUAUUGUUGACCAGCAGGUUUCUGGCGUAAGUGGCACUUGGAGUUGUGUGACUGAGAGUGAUUGGGAAUUGGAGCAUAGGUCUUCACCGGUGCUGGAAGAACCUGGGGAAGGGCAGGAACAUCUUGAGAAUGGAGGAGAUGAAAACAUGACCACCGUGGAAGACAUGAACCUUGAACAGUCAGCUGAGUCAAAAAAACGGAAACCAGAAUCCAAAGAUGCAACUACUAAAAGGAAUAGCUUUUAUGGAGUGGUUAAGCCUAUUGAAAGGGAAGAUGUUGAAGUAGGCUUGGACCCUUUAUCUUUGCUGGCUACUGACAGCAUGCAACCAAGGCAUCCGGAACCUGAGGAAAAGUUGGUGUCACCAGUUGCAGCACGUAAUUUGGCAGAUGAAAUAGAGAGCUAUAUGAAUCUGAAGAACCCGUUGGGUAGUAAGUUUCCCAGCAUGGAACUGCACAAGCCAGAAAGGGAAACAGAAGCCUCUGGUACACUUGGUCACUCCCAAGAAAGGAGGUCAAGCCUGCCUUUGGAUCCUGUCCUGCCAUCCCCCAAGUCUUAUGAAAAUCGGAGAAGUCCAUCUGUCUCCAGAUCCAAAACAUUCACUGGACGACCAAAGCAACAAACCCAUCCACGAGUUCAAAAGGAGCGGUCUUCAUCUUUGACAGGACUGGGUCGUUCUUCUCCACAUGGCUCAUUAGGAUCUGUUGUAACAACUUUAUCCAAUCUGAAGUUAGACAAUAUACUGUCUGGACCAAAAAUGGAUGUUCUGAAAUCAGGCAUGAAGCAGGCUGCCAAUGUGGCCAGUAAGAUGUGGGGAGUUGUAACUUCAGCAUAUAGUUAUUCAGAUGAUGAGGAAGAAAACAAUCGAGCUGACUUUAACUUCCCUGCUGGUUUUGAAGAUAAUAUUUUAGGAGAUAAUCUGUCAUCAAGAACUGGUGUCCCGGGGCUAAUUACGAAUGAGCUUGCACAAAGCACUACUAGUCUAGGCAGUAGCAGUAGCAGUGGAGAUGCAGGAAGACAACAUUACAGUGCAGGUGAAGUUUCAUUCCCAAGAAGUAUGAAAGUCCUAGAUUCUGAGAAGUCAGAGCACAGCUCUUCACAUAAUACUAGUUUAUCCAGCAUUUUCCAGAACUAUGCAAUGGAGGUAUUGAUGUCAAGCUGCUCUCAAUGUAGAGCUUGUGAUGCUUUGGUUUAUGAUGAAGAAAUUAUGGCUGGGUGGACAGCAGAUGAUUCAAACUUGAACACCACCUGUCCUUUCUGUAAAAGUACCUUCCUACCUUUACUUAAUGUUGAAUUUAAAGACCUACGUGGCUCUGCAAGCUUUUUCCUGAAGCAAAGUACCUCAGGAGAUAGUUUACAGAGUGGUACCCUUCCAUUAACCAUGGAUCCCCUGGAGCACAAACUGUCAUCCAGCCCAGCUGUUGCUGACUUGAUCAGUUUUUCAGAUCAUGCACAGCCCAGCCACACCAUAGCUGAAGAAACUAGCUCUGCAGCUGAGCAGAGUGAUGUGGCAGAAGAUCAGAGUAAAGAUCCCAGAACCAUGAAGACAUCUGCCAAUAAUCCACCAAAAAGAGGAGUGUCCUUGACUCGGAGCCACAGUGUUGGAGGUCCACUGCAAAACAUUGAUCUUUCCCAGAGACCAUCUCAUGGCAUUUCAACAGUUAGUCUUCCAAAUAGUUUGCAAGAAGUUGUGGAUCCUUUAAGAAAAAGACCUAACCCUCUUGCUGUAUCUGUACCCUACUUGAGUCCUUUGGUACUGCGUAAGGAGCUUGAAUCACUGUUGGAAAAUGAGGGAGAGCAAGUAAUUCAUACACCCAAAUUCAUCAAUCAGCACCCUAUAAUUUUCUGGAACCUAGUUUGGUAUUUCCGACGGUUGGAUCUACCUAGCAACUUACCUGGACUCAUUCUAACAUCUGAACACUGUAAUGAUGGAGUGCAGCUUCCUUUGACAUCUCUUGCUCAAGACAGCAAGCUAGUCUACAUCCAUCUUCUGUGGGACAAUAUCAACCUCCACCAAGAGCCAGGGGAGCCCCUGUACAUAUCUUGGAGGAAUCUCAAUUCUUCUGAAAAGACACCCACCACAGUGGCAGAAGAUCAGCAGGCAACAAAGGCUUUGUUGGAGAACAUCAAACUAAGUAUUCAACACAAUAAUGUUGUUAAACCAAUCAACCUCCUUCUACAGAAAGUUAAGCCAGAUGUGAAACGACAGAGGAGUUUUUACAGAGAAAUUCUUUUCCUGUCAUUGGUGUCUCUUGGAAGAGAGAACAUUGACAUUGAGGUCUUUGAUAGUGAAUACAGGCUUGCACAUAAAAAUCUACCAAAGGAUGUUCUUGAAAAGAUGCAAAAGAUAGAUGCUCCACCAAGCAGCAGGGUUGAGUGCUGUCGGAAGUGCUUUGGAGCACCUUUAAUAUAAAAAUGAGAAAGACACACGCUAAACUUCAAUGAGACAAAAGCAGAGGUGAACAAACCAGGAGCAUCGUGAGAUAUACACUUUGAAUCCCAAAAGGUGAUAAUUAAGCAAUUUGUCAAAGCAAUUUCAUUGAGCUACAACAUAUAUUCUUGUCUUUCGUCUCAUGAGACACAGUGUAAAGCACGUUAAAAUGUUUUAAAACUAUAUAAUAGGGUGAGUUGGUUUCAGUGAUCGAUCUGCUUUUUUUCCUUGUAUAUACUUCUCCUUUUCCAUCCUCAAAUCUUUCCCCUACAAUAUCAAGUUGUUCAAAAAGGCUGAUCAACAGCAGCCUGUAGUUGGUGACUUUCUUAAGAGCCACCAAUAUUGGUGUAUUUUAAUGAACUCACUUUCCUGCCGCAGAAGACAUAAGAUCCUUCACUACUUCUUUAAAAUGACCUUUACCUAAAGAGGAAUCUUUUACUGGUGUGCAGUAUGUAUGCAAGAAUGUAAAUAUUUGAGUCCUUGGAUUGGAAGUUGCAACAAUGCAGUUGCUUUUGUCAGAUCACAGUACCUAAAAUUGCUACCCUUCACCUUGUCCCAAUCAGUAUUCUAAAUUAUCUUUGGCUGACAUUUCAUAGUGUAUGUCUAUAGUUGUAAAAACCAGAAACUUAGACUCAGUUUUCCUGUAUUCAUUGACAAAUUAAAGAUCUUACGAACGUUGCCGCUUUCUCCAGAAGAAUGAUAGGCUUCUACAGUAAGCAGCUCAGAAAUGGGUGGCUUUCUAAGAAUGAGAUAAGAAGAUUAAAUGGCAUUAGGAUACAUAAAACAUUCGUCAAACAGAUACUGUCUGAAAAAACCAUGCUUUAUACUGUAUGCAUGUGUGCUUAAAAAGUGUCUUUUCCUUGAAUUCUUUAUCACCUUUUCCCAUGGUUUCAUGCUAGCCUGUGGGUUAAUUAUUUUGCACUGAUAGUUCAAAUUCAAUAUUUCAAUUAAAAUGUAUUUAUAAAUGUGGUCUUCAAGGUGUAUAUUAGCACAAAUGAAGUGCUUGAGUGUAUGAUCUGAAAAGAUUAAUCCAUCUUUUGGAUUGCUUCUAGUAGAUAAGACACUUCCUCACCUUACAUAUCUCAUUGACUACAGUAGUCAUAGUCUUUGCAAGAAGAGCCUGGAUACUGGUCAACAGGUUAAAUGUUUCUGGUACUUGAGGAAUAUGAUAAGAUUGAUUCCAGGUUUUUUGCUGAAAUUUAGUGGUGUGGCUUUUCUGAUGGAAUUAUUCUUAGAGAAAAAAAAAGUUAAAAUUUGUAGCAUGUUAAAGGAGCAUAGCUAAAACUAUAAUCACAUUUGAGUAUGAAUGUAUUUACUUCGUACUACUCUCUUUCUUAAGAAUUUUCACUCUUGAAAAUGAUGAGGGAUGAAGAUCUGUCUGGAACAGCUUCUACAUGAAACAACAAAACCAACUUUUGUUUUUUCAUGAGGCUAAAGCAAAGGAUUUGCACUAUUAGUGAGAAAAUACAUUUGCAUCAUAGACUGAUUCCUUGUAUUUUGUCUAAAAGUGCUGAUCCUAAGUUAAUAUGGGGAUAUUGCCUGGACAGAUUCUCUCCUGAUGAAAAUAUUGUGCUUGCUCAACAAUUAAAAGCAAGAAAGCACACACUGGCUUUUUUUUUAAUUCUUUAUUCUUUGAGUUUAUGCACGGUUGGCUGCAGAUAUCUGACCUACAUCACAAUGGAAGAGUAGAGCUUGAUUCUUCACAUUUUCCUCUCUUCUCCUAUUACAUAAUUGACAUACGCCGUUCCAUCCUUUUAAAGUAAAAGUCUUGCUGAAGCAUUUGUCCAAACAACUUAAUACUUCUACAAAUCAAAAUGGCAAAAUUUUCUGUAUAAAGCUAUACUGAUCUUAACACUCAAAAAUUAUCUUUGUAUAGCUGUAUGUUUAAAUGGACAAACAUAUGAUUAUGUAAUGCAACUUGCAAGGAAUCAAGUUUUCGUUACCUGUAAAUUCUCCCAGCUCAUUAAAUUGCAAAGAAAAUCCAUCCAGCGAGUGCUGUUUUAGAGAACUGAUGACAUCCAAAUUGUUUUAAACCAUUGUAAAUGAUAUUAUUAUGAACUAAAUUCUGUAAGCAGAUCACCUUCUUUUCAAAACAACCUUCCCAUCUGUUGCUUAAAAUACAGAUUAAUCAGGCAGUAGUGUUGUAGAAACAGCAAAGCAGAUUGUGUCACAGCAUCUAGUGCUAAAUGUUAGACUUUCCCCAGGUAUAUACACUAAACAAGAAAAACCCUAAAGCCCGAGGGGAAGACAGCUACAGGAUUGAACUUGCUUUGAUUUGCUCCUGUAUAUUGGCAUUUCUGUACACUACAAAUUAACUUCUAUUCCUGUUGUAUGUACCUGGACUUCAGAGUGGUAGAAGUUCUUCAUGCAACUACUUGAAAUCUUGAAUCUGCCUAUUGAAAUUAAUUCUUUAAUAUAGAAUGACAAAAGUAAGCGCUCACUCUUUCUAAUUUUGGGCUUUUUUUAAUGCCUAGUUUUUAAUGGCUAACUAAUCAGCUGGUUCUUGAAUGAAAUCUGUAGUUAAAUGCAAAGAGAGAUUUCUGAAAGUGAUUUGUUUAUUAAGGUUUCAUCUAAGAGGAUGCUUUUUUGGGGGAAAAAAAGAGUUCACAAAAAUUGGAAAGGAAUUAAGAACUGAGUGUUUUUUUCCUGGUUGCUUUCUCUCCUUUCAAACGCAUGAUGGCACUUCCUGUUCUUCCUUUGACUUUUAGGUCUCCUCCUACAAACAGGUAGAGACUGCAGUUUUUUCCUACACAAACUUUCUGAGAUGUAGGCUUCCCUAAUUUGAAUGCUGAAAGAACUAGUGAGCAUGCCUAAGAGAAGGGCACGGCAUAAAACAGUUCAGCAUGGCUCAAUACUCCUAUGGUUGAAUAUCUGGCCAAAAAUAAACAGGGAAAAGUCUUCAAAAAUUUUUUGUGAGUGCAUCGCAAACACUUUUGUCUUUCUGAAAAUUGGGCACUAAAGGGGUAAUGAGUUCUUCUCUGCAAGUUAGUAGUAACAGCAUGAACUUUUUAGGCUGCAUGGAAAUUACUUAGUUACCUACAAAUGCUUCUAAUUUGUUUGACACCGCACUCCUAGUAAUCCUAGUAAUCCAGAUUUACCUGAAUCCAUAAUGCAUGAAUGAGCUAGACAAAGAGUUCUGAAGGAGGAGUGUGGAUAAGCUUGAUCUUUGUUCUGUUUUCCUUUCAGUGUAAGCAGAAAAAGUAUUAUUUUGCUCACUUGCAAAACUCUUCCCUACAAAUACUUCUUUUAGUUGCUCAACAGCCACUGUUCAGGAGAUGGCUUUUCUGUGUGUAUUUUGGAAUUGUCAUGUAUAAACGUGAAGAAAAUGGCUGCAGAUCAGUAUUAACUUCAAAACCUGCAGUGUGUGCACAAGGUGAGGGUAUAAACCAAACUGAUUACAUACAUGGAUGCAAACUGUUAAUGAACCUCUGGUAAGCCCAAGAACUUUGAAAGUUUGUGUUGGAAUAAUAGUUAUCACACAGAAGCUUCCUUGAAUUGUUGCCCUAAGGAUGUUGAACUGCAGUCAGUUAUGCUGAGGAGAUACUAUCUUGCACCUUUCACCAGCUAUAAAACAGUUACAUACUGCUUGUGUGCUUACAUCAAAAUAGCUAUUUUUUUGUAGAAUUAAAACAACAAAUGGGGUCUUAAAGGUUUAAAAUCAGGAUUCUUAAGUGACAAAGUUUUUCUUUAUGAAUUAUAAAUAUAUUCUGGCACACAACAACUUCCAAAACCCCAUAGGUAUAGGAGACUGUUGUGGCUGCAGUAUUGGCACAGUAAUAGGUACCAGCUUUUACAUGUUACUAGAUGCAUCUGUAUGUUACAUAUAGUCAUAUCCUGUCUUCACAUUUUAUAUAACUCAAGUUUAGACAAUACAAUUUUAAUGGAAAAUAUUUUAUUUAGUAUAUAUGUUUCAAACUAAAUUCAUUUUUUUGCAAGUAACUUAGUCUUGUUCCUAGUGAAAUUUCACAGUGGUUAAGCUCAAGCUACAUUGCACUUGUGAAUGAGUAAUUUUAUUCCAUUUUAACUGUGAAUUAAUGGCUUUUGUAUUGCUGCAGCUAGAAGAAUAUACCUUUCAUUGAGUUUACUGCUUUCCUUGAAUAACUGCAACAUAGGGGAUA
Molecule: messenger RNA, 10177 nt
Organism: Haliaeetus leucocephalus (bald eagle)
Lineage: Eukaryota; Metazoa; Chordata; Aves; Accipitriformes; Accipitridae
Gene: DENND4C
Product: DENN/MADD domain containing 4C
Exons: 33
Coding region: 180-6041 (1953 amino acids)
Biological process (GO): regulation of Rab protein signal transduction
Cellular component (GO): cytoplasmic vesicle
Molecular function (GO): protein binding
Source: RefSeq, a predicted model, not a curated record